AGCUUUAUUAUUGGCACCUUACCUGAUAAAGGUGCUAAGUUAAAAGAAACUAAUGAAAUAAUUGAAAAAUUAUUAUUAAAACCGAAUAUUUAUGAUGAUGAUAUUUGUGUUGAAAAUACACAUAGUCAUUUAGAAUGCCCUCUAACGAAAAAGUUGGAAGAGCUAACUGUACUCACGCCACGUCAGGGUGCAAGAAAGAGAUCAGUUGACUUGGCUAAUCAACAACAGGCUAUUUAUAACAUUAGACCUGUGAAGCAUAAGCAACAUCAUCAUCCUUUGGUAAGUGCUCCUAUUACUUCGCUACUGUAA
Messenger RNA from Mycotypha africana, 309 nucleotides. RefSeq lists its product as uncharacterized. The transcript has a single exon. The annotation marks the transcript as partial. The record is from RefSeq and is a predicted model, not a curated record. NCBI's taxonomy places the organism in Eukaryota, Fungi, Mucoromycota, Mucoromycetes, Mucorales, Mycotyphaceae.